Molecule: messenger RNA, 1616 nt
Organism: Oenanthe melanoleuca
Lineage: Eukaryota; Metazoa; Chordata; Aves; Passeriformes; Muscicapidae
Product: acrosin-like
Exons: 5
Coding region: 549-1433 (294 amino acids)
Biological process (GO): proteolysis; acrosome reaction
Molecular function (GO): serine-type endopeptidase activity
Source: RefSeq, a predicted model, not a curated record
UGUUGUUCCUCCCUCCCUGGACCCCAGUGCCACAGACCCCCACGGUGCCCAGAACACGGAACCUGUUACUGUAUGGGGCUGUGGAAGGUGAGAGGACACACAGUAACAUGGCACUCUCUAGCAUGCAGCAAGAAAGAGAGCAGUUUGUUAAAACCCAAUCCUAUGUUUAUAGCAAGGAUUGAAGGCAAGGAAAAGAACAGCACUCACUGGUCAGAGAAACAACACCCUUGCCCCAGGCUUUCUCAUAGAACCACCAGGAGUUUAUCUUUCAUUAUAAUUCUUUUUCUUAUGUUUACAUUAGAGAAAGGUCUCUAGCUUGGGAAAAAACUCUAGCUGAGCCUGAGAAAAUUAGACUAGAAAAAUCUUCAAGAUUUUUGCCUGGGCCUGUAACAGCCACAUAGAACAUCCCUCUGUGACAUCAGCCCUCUGUGCCCCAGCUGUGGGCCGAGGGCACCACGGGCAGCGCAGCUGCUGCGGGCAUUGCGGCUGUGGCUGUGCUGCUGCACGGAGCCCUCAGUGCUUGCAGCUGACACGCGCCUCUGGCAGCCAUGAAUGGGCUCGGCCUCCUCGUCCUGCUCACCGUGCCUGGGCUGGCACACAGCACACAGAACGCUUGUGGAUGGACCUGCGGGCUCCGACCCAUGCUGUCUGACUCCACACCUGAUGACAACGGCUUGACACGCAUUCUGGGUGGUGCAAGUGCAAAGCCAGGGGCCUGGCCCUGGAUUGUCAGCAUCCAGCAUCCCAGGAUACAAGGCCUGGGGCAUUGGUGUGGAGGGUCUCUCAUAAAUGCAGAGUGGGUCCUCACAGCAGCUCACUGCUUUGACAAGUUUAAGAAAACUGGUGUCCUGAAUGUGGUGAUUGGUGCCACCCAGUUGACUCCACCUGGCCCUGAGGCACAAGUUCGCAAGAUCAAGAGGCUACUUCGUCAUGAAAACUAUAAGAGAAGUGAUAUAAGUAAUGAUAUAGCUUUGCUGGAAUUGGACGCACCUGUCGACUGUAGUCCCUACAUCCAGCUGGCCUGUGUGGCUGACCCAACCAUAACAGUCUCAGAGCUGCAAAACUGCUGGAUGGCUGGAUGGGGUACAACCACAGAAGGAAAUGAAGACUUAAGUGAUGACCUGCAGGAGGCCAAGGUCCAGCUCAUCGAUGUUCAGCUCUGCAACAGUAGCCGCUGGUACUCAGGGGAAAUCCACACCCACAACUUGUGUGCUGGUUACCCAGAGGGCAACAAUGACACCUGCCAGGGUGACAGCGGUGGUCCUCUCAUGUGCCAGGACCUGAAUGCUGACUCCUGGUGGGUUGUUGGAGUGACCAGCUGGGGAAGAGGCUGCGCCAGAGCAAAGCUGCCUGGCGUCUACACCUCUACUCAGCUCUUUUAUGACUGGAUUCUGGCCCAGAUGGGUCUGAAUCCAUUUGGAAAUGCUUCCUGAACAGCAGGGUGAGUUGCAUCUGUGCAGUGCACAGCAACUGUUUCCUGCUGGGGCAAUACCUCCUGAUCCAAUGGCAGCCGCAGUGCCAAAAGCCUGCUCUAUCCUGCCCUCACACCUCUCCCCUGCGCAGGCAGACACUGGACAUGACUUCGGUGUUGAAUAAAAUUGCCUAUGACCACAAGG